This is a messenger RNA of Linum trigynum, 2151 nucleotides long. The record is from the annotation of a GenBank genome assembly. Lineage: Eukaryota; Viridiplantae; Streptophyta; Magnoliopsida; Malpighiales; Linaceae.
UAAUUCAAACUAAUAGUAAUUUUUCCCUUGAUUAGGACGGUGCUAACUAUUGUACAAUUAGCACCGUAGCCGUUCCCAGAAACUACUAAUGUUAAAAAUCAAAAGAUGAUGAUAAAAAAAAAUUAAAAAGCGUUUAACGGUGUGUAUUUAUAUAACGGUGUUUGAAGUGUUGGGGGGCUAAUAUGACACAUAUAGGUAAUUUAGUGACCGGAUUGGUCAUUGAGCCCCAAAAGUUAACUUGUACAAGACGCAGCCUGCCUCGUUAUAAACUUGUUUUGCAAUUCCUCAGCUUCAAAGCCCUAUUUUCAGUUACCCGCCUCAAUUUCCACCUUCGUCCGCCCAUGGAGACGCCGAUGGCGAGGGCAGAGCAAUCGCCGGUCCGAAAGCUGGCGGGAAUGGACGACGACAGGCUGAGCUCUUUACCGGACGAGAUUCUCUCCUACAUCAUAUCUUUCCUGCCAACCAAGUUCGCCGUGGGCACCGCCGUCCUCGGCCGACGGUGGAAGCAUCUCUGGACUAGGGUUUGCAAUCUCGAUUUCGACAAUACCAUCUGGGGUUGUUGCCAUGGUGCGAAAAGUCGUCACAGAAAACGCACGCGGCGGGAUGAAUACUUUGGAUUCUGCCGCUUCGUUGACAGGGUUCUGAGCGAGCACAAGAAUUUGGAUUCUCUGAAGCGUUUGAGCUUGCAUUUUGAAGAAGGUUACCCUUACAGCUACGGGAACCGGUAUCUAUGGUUGAAGAUGGAAUUGGGUUCUGGCUCUCUGCUCGAGGAAAUCGAUGUUAACUUUAAGGCGGAAGAUGGAACUGGCCCAACCUUUCCUAUGCACCGGCUUCCAGAGUUUUUUUACACUCUGACGCAUUUAAGAGUUUUGAAGCUGGACGGUGUUGUAAUGGAGACUGGGUCGUCUGUUUUUCUUCCUAAUAUGAAGAACUUGCAGCUCUUGAGGGUGAAGAAAGUGGACGGGGAGUCAUUAGGCAGGCUCCUUUCGGGUUGCCCUGCUCUGGAGACUGCUCAUCUGGAGACUGAUCAUAUGAAGAUUGAUGAGUAUCUACGCAGGAAGGAGGAGUGCAAACUCAUUGCUUCAUUACCAUGCUUGAAGAACCUAACAAUUGUCCGGUUCCAUUGUAUUACGCAUUGGGCGAUCGAAGCACCGAGUAUCGAGCAUCUCCAUCUUCGGAGUGUUUUUGCAGAGUUGCAGUUUUUGGGCAGUAGUAAAUUUCCAUGCCUUGAUUCAGUAACUGUUCUUGGCUCUGUGGGCAUGAUCUGGGAACUUUGCCUGCUUUAUUUCCUCCAACAGAUCUCCAAUGCAAAAGAAUUGAGCUUUUCUUGGCAGCCGCUUGCUACGCUCCAAGUCCGUUGUGAUUUCGAGCUGCCAGCCUUUCCCAAUUUGACACAUCUGAAACUCGCAGUUGAUGCAAGCAUUCUGCACCGGUUUCUCAACUCGGCCCCCAAUUUACAAUCUCUUGUCAUUUGUAUGGAAUCGAAGUUGGGCGACUCGAUGAUACGACGGGAGCCAGUACCUGCCUACACACCUGAGUGCCUCUUGUCGAGUCUUGAAAAAAUCAAGAUCGUGAAUUUCGAAGGAGUUGAGGAUGAGAAGAAAAUGGUGGCGUAUCUGCUGAAGGUCGGAGCUGUUCUGAAGGAGGUUAAUGUGCAUGUACCUAGACGUCGUGGUCCUGAGUUUGGAAAGCUUGCAUCACUGCUAAAGCUGCUACCGCGAGGAUCGAGUGCUUGUGAAGUUCUUGUUUUCGAUGAAGAUGACUAUUUCGAUGACAGCGACCAAUGAGACCGACAAAUGGGGGGGAAGGGGCGGGUUGAAUUUUCUCUUAAAAGGAUAUUGUGAUGUAGCAAGAAUAGUUAGUGUGAGACUAUGCCCUAGUCAGUUGAUCAUUGAACAAUUGGAGGUAGUGAUAUCUGAAAACCAACAUUUCAAAUUUGAUUAUAAAGAAUUUUACUUCUGCCUUAAAAAGUGUAUUAGUUAAUUAUUUUUGUGUUGUAAUUAAUUAGAUUUGUUUAGAUCAAUGCAGUCAAAAUCGCGCGCUUUAAGGCGUAAAAGCUUACGGUUUUACGCUUCUAGGCCAUCAAAACGUUUUUCGUUUCCAUAUAAAAUCUUUAGUGUAUAAAAUCGAGAGUAAAUUGCGCUUUAAAGC